Molecule: messenger RNA, 1857 nt
Organism: Homarus americanus (American lobster)
Lineage: Eukaryota; Metazoa; Arthropoda; Malacostraca; Decapoda; Nephropidae
Product: proline-rich protein 36-like
Exons: 1
Coding region: 1-1857 (618 amino acids)
Source: RefSeq, a predicted model, not a curated record
AUGUCACCUCGCCGCCCAGUGUCACCCCUCGCCGUCAGUUGCACCCCUCGCCGUCCAGUGUCACCCCUCGCCGUCAGGUGUCACCCCUCUCCGCCCAGUGUCACCCCUCGCCGUCCAGUGUCACCCCUCGGCACCAGUGUCACCCCUCGCCACCCAGUGUCACCUCGCCGUCCAGUGUCACCCCUCGCCGCCCAGUGUCACCCCUCGCCACCCAGUGUCAUCCCUCUCGCCACCCAGUGUCACCCCUCGCCACCCAGUGUCAUCCUGCCGCAGUGUCACCCCUCGCCACCCAGUGUCAUCCUUCGCCACCCAGUGUCACCUCGCCCAGUGUCACCUCGCCACCCAGUGUCAUCCUUCGCCCAGUGUCACCCCUCGCCGCCCAGUGUCACCCUCGCCACCCAGUGUCACCCUCGCCACCCAGUGUCAUCCCUCGCCACCCAGUGUCACCACCUCGCCACCCAGUGUCACCCCUCUCCGCCCAGUGUCACCCCUCGCCACCCAGUGUCACCCCUCGCCACCCAGUGUCAUCCCUCGCCACCCAGUAUCAUCCCUCGCCACCCAGUAUCAUCCUCGCCACAGCAUCAUCCUCGCGCCCAGAGUCACCGUCGCCGCCCAGUGUCACCCCUCGCCACCCAGUGUCACCCCUCGCCACCAGUGUCACCCUCGCCGUCCAGUGUCACCCUCGCCGUCCAGUGUCACCCCUCGCCACCCAGUAUCCCCCUCGCCACCCAGUGUCACCUCACACCCAGUGUCACCUCGCCACCCAGUGUCACCCCUCGCCACCCAGUGUCAUCCCUCGCCCAGUAUCAUCCCUCGCCACCCAGCAUCAUCCUCGCCGCCCGUCACCGUCGCGCCAGUGUCACCCUCGCCGCAGUGUCACCCUCGCCACCCAGCAUCAUCCCUCUCAGUGUCACCCCUCGGCACCCAGUGUCACCCCUCGCCACCCAGUGUCACCUCGCCGCCCAGUGUCACCCUCGGCACAGUGUCACCCUCGCCGCCCAGUGUCACCCCUCGCCGCCCAGUGUCCCCUCGCCGCCCAGUGUCACCCCUCGCCACCCAGUGUCACCCCUCGCCACCCAGCAUCAUCCCUCGCCGUCCAGUGUCACCCCUCGGCACCCAGUGUCACCCCUCGCAGCCCAGUGUCACCCCUCGCACCCAGUGUCACCCCUCGCCGCCCAGUGUCACCCCUCGCCGCCCAGUGUCACCCCUCGCCGCCCAGUGUCACCCCUCUGCCCAGUGUCACCCCUCUCCGCCAAGUGUCACCCCCUCGCCGCCCAGUGUCACCCCUCGCCGCCCAGUGUCACCCCUCUCCGCCAAGUGUCACCUCGCCGCCCAGUGUCACCCCUCGCCACCCAGGUACGUCCCCUCGCACCCAGCAUCAUCCCUCGCCGUCCAGUGUCACCCCUCGGCACCCAGUGUCACCCUCGCCACAGUGUCACCCUCGCCACCCAGCAUCAUCCCUCGCCGCCCAGUGUCCACCUCGCCACCCAGCAUCAUCCUCGCCGCCCAGUGUCACCCUCGCCGUCCAGUGUCACCCCUCGGCACCAGUCACCCUCGCCGCCCAGUGUCACCCCUCGCCACCCAGCAUCAUCCUCCCAGCCAGUGUCACCCCUCGCCCAGGUCCAGUGUCACCCCUCGCCACCCAGCAUCAUCCCUCGCCGCCCAGUGUCACCCCUCGCCGUCCAGUGUCACCCCUCGGCCCCAGUGUCUCCCCUCGCCGCCCAGUCUCACCCCUCGCCACCCAUCAUCCUCGCCGCCCAGUGUCACCCCUCGCCGUCAGGUGUCACCCCUCGCCACCUAGCAUCAUCCUCGCCACCCAGUGUCACCCUGCUUAGUCCAGUGUCACCUCGGCACUAG